CAUUCCUUCACGUGGAUUUUCAAAAUGGCGUAAUUUGAAAGAAAACAAUGUGGUGUUGAAAACUAUUGUGGCGAAACGAGAGGAUUUCAUUUCAUUCACCGCACCGGUAAUUAUAAAUCCUGCCACACUAUGACGGUGUGCAACUUUUGGAUGCAAGGCCGGUGUCGAUAUGGCGACAAGUGUUGGAAUGAGCACCCAAAAGGAGGAGGAGGAGGAAAUUACAACAACCGGCAGUCCAACAGAGGUGGAGGAGGAGGAGGAUUUGAGAACAGAGUGUGGGUGAACCCAGCUCAGAGGUCUGGAGGAGGAAGCUACGUCCAGCCGUCAUCCUUCUCCUCCCAGCAGGGUGGGGAUGACUGGGGUAGAGGGGGAGGAAGAGGUGGAGGUGGUGGCAACAACUGGGGUCCAGGCGGAGGAGGAGGAGGAGGAAGAGACAGCCAAGUCAAGAGUUCCAGUUUCAGUUUUGCAGCCGCUUCUCCAAACCACAACAGGUUUUCUGCCUUGAGCAGCUUCGACAGGGGUGGGAGUGAAGGGGAGGACAAUGAAAAACACUUAGAGACCAUCCAGAAGGAUAUGGAGAUCUGGGAGACUUCAGGCCAAUGGCUUUUCUCCUGUUACUCUGUCCUCAAAGAAAGCAUCUCAGGGUUCACAGAGCUCUCUCCAGAGGAGCUGAGACUGGAGUACUACAACACCAAGCCGUCUGGAGACCUGCAGGGAUAUGCUAAUAUCAUCAAUCAGCUGCUCAACCAAUGGAGAAGCAGAGUCCAGGAGCUGAGGGCUAUGACCGGCAACACCAGAGUCGCUAUGCUUGCAGAGCUGGGCAACCCAGCACCACAGGCAGCGUCUGGAGGUUUUGGGUCGACACCAGUGACCGGCUUUGGGUCCUCAGCACCAUCUGGCUUCGGAACAGGUUUUGGAGUGCCAGCCCAGGCUCCAGCCAAGGACACCGCAGGUGUCAGCAGUUUCAGCUUUGCUGCGCCGAGUGCUGGAGGCUUUGGUUCGGCUGCUCCAAAGCCUGCAGCGUCUGGUUUUGGCAGUGCUGUGGUGGGGGCCGCACCAUCUCCCGCUGGGAUCGGCUCUACGGCCGCCUCUGCUCCCUCGGCAGCAGGUUUCUCCUUUGCCGCCCCUGCUGCCAACAAAGACCUAACUACUGCCGGUUUCGGGGCUUCUGCUUCCGGGUUUAGCUUCACCUCGACGACCACUAGUGGUGGAGGAUUUACAGGAAGUGGUUUCGGGAGUGCAGCCCCGGUGGCUGCAAGUGGUUUUGGACAGGCGAGUGGAGGGUUUGGGGGUUUGGCAGCAAGGGCAGGGGAGACUGGGGGGGCAGAAAACAGUCUCUUCUCCCCCCAGAGCCAGCUGAGUGAAGAGGAACUCAAGGAGUUUGGAGGGAAAAGGUUCACCCUGGGACAGAUACCACUCAGACCCCCUGUUGAUAUGCUGGUGGUCUGA
This is a messenger RNA of Oncorhynchus keta (chum salmon), 1449 nucleotides long. Its product is annotated as nucleoporin NUP42-like. Bases 130 to 1449 code for a protein of 439 amino acids. Gene Ontology annotation, molecular function: nuclear export signal receptor activity; metal ion binding. NCBI's taxonomy places the organism in Eukaryota, Metazoa, Chordata, Actinopteri, Salmoniformes, Salmonidae. The record is from RefSeq and is a predicted model, not a curated record. The transcript has 7 exons. Gene Ontology annotation, cellular component: nuclear envelope.